AUGGAGACGCUCGUGAAUAAUGGGCUCAAUGUCAGAUCACUCUCAGAGAUCGCCAAGCAGAUCGUGGAUCUCCAAUUCAACUGUGUACGCUUGCCGUACAGCCUGGAUUCGCUGAAUCUCAGCGCUGCCGCCAUACCGGAUCCCGCAUCUCAGCUUUGCCACAAUCCAGAGCUCCAGGCGUCUACCCCGCUGCAGAUCUUUGACGCAACUGUGGAGGCGCUAACCGAUGCCGGCUUGCUCGUUGUGCUCAACAACCACGUGUCGAAGCGCGGCUGGUGCUGCGACACAUCUGAUGGCGAGGGCCUGUGGUACACCGAGGACUUUCCGGAAUCGGCGUGGCUGCACCACCUGGGGUUCCUGGCAGCCCGUUACAGGGGCAAUCCCAGAGUCGUUGGCUUCGACAUCCGGAAUGAGAUCCGAUCUACAGAUUCUGUGACGCCAACUUGGGGUUCUGGCGGCACGGAUUGGGCUUUGGCCGCUUCCAAAGGGAGCAGACAAGUCCUGGAUGCGAACCCAGACAUGCUACUUUUCAUCUCGGGCUUAGAGUACAGCAUGUUCCUCUGCGACGUGCCGCAGCACCCUCUUCACAUGGAGCCAGGAUUGAAGGGCCACAUCGUCUACACAACCCAUGAGUACGAUUGGUACAAGAAUUCCAUCCAGACCAUGUGCUUUGGCGACAUCGGAAGACCACAUAGCACAAUUUAA
Molecule: messenger RNA, 705 nt
Organism: Symbiodinium natans
Lineage: Eukaryota; Dinophyceae; Suessiales; Symbiodiniaceae
Source: the annotation of a GenBank genome assembly